This is a messenger RNA of Acanthoscelides obtectus, 910 nucleotides long. Lineage: Eukaryota; Metazoa; Arthropoda; Insecta; Coleoptera; Chrysomelidae. The record is from the annotation of a GenBank genome assembly.
UUCCGUGACGCUGCUAUUGCGAUGAACCUUCUCACGGAUGAUAGUAUUUGGUUCACCAUGUUGCAAGAAGCUAUACACGUACAACUUCCACGAGCUCUUCGUCGUAUGUUUUCACAGAUGUUGCUGUUUUGUGAAAUCGAAAAUCCAUUAGCAUUGUGGGAACAAUUUAAAUAUCAUUUAUCUGAAGAUUAUAUACGACGCUUAAAUGAUAACGACCUAGCCUACAACUAUGCCUUGGCUUACAUCAAUCGAUACCUAGCACUACAAGGCAAAUCAAACAGAGACUUUCAACUGCUCUUACCCACUGAACCAGUAGAACACCUAAUCGAAGAUGAAUACGAUUAUGAUCAAUCAGAAGAACAAGAAAUUGCUAAUAGGAACAUUCCCCUUUUAAACCAAGAGCAACGACGUAUUUUACCGAUAUACUUUUAGCCGUAAACGAAAAUGAAAGAGUUUCACAUCGUCUUUCUUUAUUAAGGGAAUUGGAGGUGCAGGAAAAACAUUUCUAUUGAAUACACUACUGACUUACCUACUAGGAAAUAAUCACCGUUACAUUGCUAUCUGUUAUACAGGUAUCCCAGCCAGCUUACUGAAAAAUGGCCAAACGAUUCAUCCUGCUUUUAUGUUACCGGUUCCAUUUCUAGAAAUUCAACGUCAAGGAUUCGCAAUCAGAGUGCGAUUGCUGAUAAUAUUAGAUAUUCAAAAAUUAUUGUCAUUGAUGAAAUAUCGAUGGUACAUAAAAGUAUAUUAAUGAAAUAGGUAGGAAGAUAAGAGAAAUAAUGAACAAUGACAUUCCACUUGGCGGCAAGAUUAUUAUAAUUCUAGGCGAUUUCAGGCAUGCGCACCUAUCGUUCCAUUGGCCGGCAAAAAUGAAACUAUUUCUGCAUCAGUGAAAUGUUCCCACUAUGGC